Molecule: messenger RNA, 687 nt
Organism: Cordyceps fumosorosea ARSEF 2679
Lineage: Eukaryota; Fungi; Ascomycota; Sordariomycetes; Hypocreales; Cordycipitaceae
Product: HAD-like domain protein
Exons: 1
Coding region: 1-687 (228 amino acids)
Source: RefSeq, a predicted model, not a curated record
AUGUCCAAGCUCACCGACUUCAAAGUCCUCUGCUUCGACGUCUACGGCACCCUCAUCGACUGGGAGACCGGCAUCACCACCGCCCUCGCUCCCCUCUUCGCCGCCUCCUCCCGUCCCGGCCCCCCCCGCGCCGAGCUCCUCUCCGCGCUUCACACCCUCGAAACCGCCCAGCAGCGCCUCACGCCUACCCUCCCCUACCGCGACCUCCCGCCCCCUCCCUCCCUCUCCUCCGCCUUUGGCGCCUCCGUCGGCUCCUGGCCCGCCUUCCCCGACACCGUCGCCGCCCUCCGCCGUCUCUCCUCCUCUGGCUACAAACUGGUCGUGCUGAGCAACACCGACCGCGCCUCCUUCGCCGCCACCAACGCGGGACCCCUAGAGGGGGUCCCGUUCGACCUGGUGCUCACCGCAGAGGACGUGGGCAGCUUCAAGCCGGCGGCGCGCAAUUUUGACAUCAUGCUGAAGGAGGUCGGCGACAAGCUGGGCGUGGGCAGGGAGGGCGUGCUGCAGACGGCGCAAAGCCAGUUCCACGACCACCACCCGGCGCGCGCGAAGGGCGUGCGCAGCUGCUGGAUCGCGCGGCAGGGCGCCGUCAUGGGGAACAUGGACGAGGAGGUGUACGACUGGAAGUUUGUCACGCUGGGCGAGAUGGCGGACGCGGUGGAGGCGGAGCGGGCGGUGGUGUCAUGA